AUGGUUUGUUUGAUGACUAUUCUCAUAUUAGCAGCUGUUUAUCCUGAGUGCCGACUAUCGGAGAAGGGGAUGGAGUACGUCGGGAAAACGAACGUGACCGAGACAGGGAAAGCAUGCCUCAGGUGGGAUUCCGAGCAAGUGACUUCUUCGUACGAAUCCCUGGAUGCAGGAUUCAAUGAAGUCUUGUUCUACGAGGAGCACUUCAUAAACCAGGACCCAUCCUUGCACGAAAACUUCUGCCGAAACCCGACUGGGUUGGCUAGGCCCUGGUGCUUUGUCGACGAUGAUGGCGUGAAGAUGGAGUUUUGCUGGAUUCGUCUCUGCGAUGAUUUCAGUGAGAAUUUUCAUGAAUUCUUCUGGAUUCUGGGAAGGUGGGGGGUGGACCUGGAUAACAAUCAAGCAGGGAUUCUAGACAUGUAUUUAGCUGGAGGAAUUAUGAAUUACGCCUACAUCCUAAGAGGAUCCAAGGCCGUGCCAGAAUGCAAGUUGAGCCAGAAGGGAGGGGAGUACGUAGGCGUGAAGGACAAGACCAUCUCCGGCUUCGAUUGCAUUCCGUGGCUGGAUGCAGACAGCAGCGGUGGGGACAGGAUCCGUGGGGACCGCGAAGGAUCAUUCUCGGAUGAACUCACUGACAGCCACAAUUUUUGUCGGAACCCGAACGGGAACCCGGGUGGUCCUUGGUGCAACAUCGAAGUUCCGCAAAAGCCCAACCUGAAAUGGGAGUAUUGCGAUGUAUCCUUCUGCGAUUUGGGCGCUUCCCGGAGAACCGGCGAGUCUGGAGACCAAUACGAGUCAAAUGGAGGAGUAAUGCAGCCCAAUUACGAAACAUGUCGGAUUACGGAGAUGGGGAAGGAAUACUACGGUGAAGAGAAGACGACGGAAACAGGGAAGGAUUGCGAAAUCUGGCCCAAUAAGAUAUACGACGAUUUUCCAAUAUCACUUUUCUCCCACCUACCAUUCCAAGAUCGCCAGUUCCCUGGACCGACUCAGAAGAUCCGGUUUUUUUUCGGCCGAUGGACGGAGUUAGCUGAACCAAACAAACAAAUCUCAGAAGAAAAUAACUCCUGCCGGAAUUAUGGUUCUAUGGAGCGACCCUGGUGCAUCGUUUCCCUUGCGAACCUUACCUGGGAGUACUGUGACAUCCCGCUCUGCCAUGGUCCCAAAGUCUUUGAAUGGUGUCUUGAUUGCACAGAGCCUGCGGAAUGUAUGCAAACGACGAAUGGACGAGAGUACUUAGGGUUGAAGAAUGUGACACGGUCGGGGAAGAAGUGCCAGCCCUGGCUGAGCCAAAUGCCAAACGUACAUUCGACCAUCCUCCGCCUGCCGAUGUUCCCCGAUCCUGUCGUGGACAGUCGUCACAACUACUGUCGGAAUCCCGAUCUCGAUAAGAAGGGACCUUGGUGUUACAACGGAGAGGGUACCAAUCCAGAAUGGGAAUAUUGUGAUAUUGAGUUUUGCGAGGGGAUGAAUUGA
Molecule: messenger RNA, 1473 nt
Organism: Darwinula stevensoni
Lineage: Eukaryota; Metazoa; Arthropoda; Ostracoda; Podocopida; Darwinulidae
Source: the annotation of a GenBank genome assembly